AGGAAGAAGAUACUUAGAGGGACUUGACUCUCCUCUUUGUGUGCUCCACUGCUCUGCCAAACCUCUCUCUCUGCUUCCCCUUUCCUCUGUGAAUCCUUUUCUUUCAGAGGCAACAACCAGCCAUGCAAAGCAUGAGCUCUUCUUCAAGAGUGUCCAUGAGGACCAGCGCUGGUGCAGGCCGUGGUUUUAGUGGAGGCAGUAGUUAUGGUGGAGGCGGUUUUUAUGGUGGAGGUGGCGGUUCCAUUAAGCAGUUUAGCUCACAUUCUGCUGUAGUGAGGCCGACAACCAGAGUGUCACUCAGUAGUGGCCGCAGCGGUGGUUUUCGUUUUGGUAUGGGUGGUGCCGGUAGUGCCGGUGGUGUCAGUUUCAUUAAUUCUUAUAGUGGAGGUGGAGGUGGUGGAGGUGGUGGAGUCGGUGGAGGUGGAGGUUUUGCUGGAGGUUUGUUUCUUGGUGGUGGUGGUGGUGGUGGUGGUGGCGGUGGCGGUGGUGGUGGUGGAUUUGUAAUCCCCCCCAUCACAGCUGUACAAUGCAACCAGAGCCUAUUGGCCCCCCUGAACCUUGAGAUCGACCCCAACAUCCAGGUUGUCCGUACCCAAGAGAAAGAACAGAUCAAGAGCCUGAACAACCGCUUCGCCAGCUUCAUUGACAAGGUUCGCUUCCUGGAGCAGCAGAACAAAAUGCUGGAGACCAAGUGGAACCUGCUGCAGGACCAGACCACCACCCGCUCCAACAUUGACGCCAUGUUCGAGGCCUACAUUGCCAACUUGCGCAGACAGUUGGAUGGGCUCGGCAACGAGAAGGUCAAACUGGAGGGAGAGCUCAGGAACAUGCAAGGAAUGGUUGAGGACUUCAAGACCAAGUAUGAAGAUGAAAUCAACAAGCGUGCCGGUGUGGAGAAUGAAUUUGUGCUCCUGAAGAAGGAUGUAGAUGGUGCCUACAUGAACAAGGUUGAGCUGGAAGCCAAGGUUGACGCCCUCCAGGAUGAGAUUAACUUCCUCAGAGCUGUCUAUGAGGCGGAACUGAAUGAGCUCCAGGGACAGAUCAAGGACGUCUCAGUCAUUGUGGCGAUGGACAACAGCCGCAACCUGGACAUGAACGCCAUUGUGGCUGAAGUCAAGGCUCAGUAUGAGCAAAUCGCUGAUCGUAGCCGUUGUGAAGCUGAAGCAUGGUAUCAACAGAAGUACCAGGAGUUGCAGACUAAUGCAGGCACAACCGGAGAUGACCUUCGCAACACCAAGAAUGAGAUUUCUGAGCUCAACCGCAUGAUAAGCCGCAUCCAGAAUGAGAUUGAGGCAGUCAAGGGACAGCGUGCCAACCUGGAGGCCCAAAUCGCUGAGGCUGAAGAGCGCGGUGAGCUGGCUGUGAAAGAUGCCAAGGUCCGCAUUAAGGACCUUGAGGAAGCCCUGCAGAGAGCCAAACAGGACAUGGCCAGACAGGUGCGCGAGUACCAGGAGCUCAUGAACGUCAAGCUGGCUCUGGACAUUGAGAUUGCCACCUACAGGAAGCUUCUGGAAGGAGAGGAAUCCAGAAUUCAAGAGGGCGGUCCAUCUGCAACUAUCCACGUACAGACCUCAAGCUCCGGUGGUAGCAGCUUCAGUGCUGGCGGUGGUGGCAGCUACGGCGGCGGCAGUGGCUACAGCGGCGGCGGCGGUGGCUACAGCAGCGGCGGCGGUGGCUACAGCAGCGGCGGCGGUGGCUACAGCGGCGGCGGUGGCUACGGCGGCGGCGGCACGUGGGGCCUUAGCAGUGGUGGCGGCGUGGGCAGCAUGGGCGGCACUAUGAUGUCAAAAUCAGUCACCUCCUCAUCUUAUAGCCGCCGUACAUAAAACCAGCAGUUGUCUCUUCAUUUCUCAUCCUUUCCUAUUUUGUUCUCCUCCUCUUGUCCCUCCCUUCUCCUUGACUAAAAUCUUCCAUUAAACCCAUCUCCUCUCUCUCCAGAGACAGAGCAGCCUCAGAAACAUUUGCAUUUGACUAUUUUCAGCUGGCAGAUCCAUGAAAUGUUAUAGCUCUCUUUGGCAUUUAGUUACUAUGUCACUGCUCCCUCUCUUUGGCAUCACCUACAGAGAAUGAGAGAUUACAUCAACAUACAAGUAGAGGCAGAGAAAUCAUUAGACCAGAAAGAAAGAGCAGCAGAGAUAUGAGUCAGUCCUUUCUUCCUUUAAUCAGUCAGCCUGGCUGUCUUUUGGUUGCUGGAUCUUUUGUCAUUAAGACGAGAGGAUACUUGUAGUGUCAUGACAGAGGAUCCUCACAAAGUAACAGUCAGUGCCUGCAAAAUGCCAACAGCAGUUGAUUUAUGCAGAAGGAGGUCCGAAUGCUGUGGUUGAUCUUGAAUUUAUAAAGCAAACAUGGUAUAACUCUUUUUUGCAAUGUCUUUUCUGUUGUCUUGCAUCUGUCAUUUUGUAGUGCAUUGUCGCAUCAUCAAAAGCAGCCACAUGUAACGCUUUCAGACUUGAUUUUUGGGAUCCUCUUUUCUUCUCCUGUUCUGAGAGAAAACAAGCUCUCAACUACAGCAUAUAAAUGGUGUUUUGAUCGUGCUUUACUUCCAUUUUCACUCUGAAUAAAAAAGUAACAUGACAAGGCUGACUUGGGCAACCAGAUUUAUUGUGAAUUUGUCCCACCAAGACAUCUGGAAUAAAACUGAUUUCAUAUGAA
Messenger RNA from Plectropomus leopardus (leopard coralgrouper), 2652 nucleotides. Its product is annotated as keratin, type II cytoskeletal cochleal-like. Gene Ontology annotation, molecular function: structural constituent of skin epidermis. Lineage: Eukaryota; Metazoa; Chordata; Actinopteri; Perciformes; Serranidae. Gene Ontology annotation, biological process: keratinization; intermediate filament organization. The record is from RefSeq and is a predicted model, not a curated record. Gene Ontology annotation, cellular component: keratin filament.